Chroicocephalus ridibundus (black-headed gull) is the source of this 1644-nucleotide messenger RNA. RefSeq names its product leucine rich repeat containing 23 (gene LRRC23). Bases 262 to 1260 code for a protein of 332 amino acids. NCBI's taxonomy places the organism in Eukaryota, Metazoa, Chordata, Aves, Charadriiformes, Laridae. The record is from RefSeq and is a predicted model, not a curated record. Gene Ontology annotation, cellular component: cytoplasm. Gene Ontology annotation, molecular function: protein binding. The transcript is spliced from 7 exons.
AGGAGGAGGCGGCUGAGGCCGAGGGUGCCGGCAGCACCGCGCACCACCGCGCAGCGCCCCGCAAAUCCGCGCAGGGCCGCGCAGCGCCGCGGCGGGAAGCAGGAAGCCCCGCCUCCCGGCGCAGGCGCUGUCACUCAGCGCGGUUGCUAUGGCAGCGGCGGCGGGCCCCGCCUCCCCCUCAACCUCCCGGUUUCCAUGGCAGCGGGGCGGCGCGGCCCGGCGGGAGCGGCCUGAGCCGUGAGGGAAGCGGGGCCUGUGAGGAUGGAGGGCGAGGAGCUGGACGGGGAGGAGUACAGCCUUCAGGAGGAGGGGGAGGAAGGAGAGGAGGAGGAGGAGGGGAAGAAGGCGCUGUCGGAGGAAGAAGAGGUGCCGGCCCCCUGUCCCCUGACGGAGGAGGCCCUGAAGGAGGGCCUCUCUCUCCUCUCGAAGACCGGCAACGGCCUGGCCCACGCCUAUGUGAAAUUUGAAGCCAAAUACAAGGACUUGACAGACAUCAGCCUCCUCGAAUCCUUCAUUCACCUGCGGUAUGUGGAUUUGUCAGAGAACAAGCUGCAAGAUUUGUCUCCUCUGAGGAGCCUAACCCACCUGCUUUGGCUGAAGGUGGAUAGGAAUCUGCUUACCAGUGCCUGCAUGCAGGAGCUACCCUACCUCCAGAUCAUCAGCUUUGCUCACAACCGUAUCAAGGAUAUGGAGGGCAUUACUCACCCCCGCUUAGCCAACCUCAACCUGAAAGGAAAUAAAAUCCAGACAGCGCUGGGCCUGAGUCACGGCCAGUUGUUCAGCCUGCAAAUCCUGGAGCUGCGAGAAAACAGGCUAGAAAGCACAGCAGGGCUCAGUCUUCCCAAGCUCAAGAACCUCUACCUGGCCCAGAAUGCCAUUCGGAGCCUUGAAGGCCUUGAGGGGCUAGGACAGCUGACAACUCUGCACCUGCGUGACAACCAGCUUGAGACCCUGGAUGGAUUCUGUAGUAGCAUGAAGUGCCUGCAGUACCUCAAUCUACGGAGCAAUGGGAUCAGUAGCCUUCAGGAGGUGGCAAAACUGCAGGUCCUCCCCAUGCUGCAGGCACUGGUGCUGUUGGACAAUCCGUGCUCUGAUGAACCCAAUUACCGGCUGGAGGUCCUGGUCCUGCUGCCACACCUGCAACGCCUCGACAAGGAAUUAGUUGAGCAAGAUGAGCGGGCAGAGGCAAAUGAAAUCCGUCAGAAAAGGCAGGAAGAAAAGGAAACAGUAGGAUUUCUCCAGGCUGAUGCAACUGAGUGACCGCCGGUUUUAAUACCUGUUCCCAGAACCAGUCAGGAUUUGGAGAUGCCUUCCUUCCCUCACAAGUGCAGCUGGAGAAGUGAGAACUGCAGGUAUCGGAGCUACCUUCACCUCAUUUUACCCCUGGAGAAAAGAGGAGGGCUACCCACCCUGGUCCUGGAAGUUGCCCUGAGGUACUGCAGUGUUUUUGCAGUCACUGCACUCAUACGCUCUAUUCUCAGUAGGCCCAAGAGGGAAAAGGGGAAAGGGGAGAGUUACAGGUUCUGCGGUUCGAUUUAUGGCUCCCCAAAACCCUACAAGAAUUUCUGAUUUGAAUAAAAAUAAUUAAUGAGCCUGGAGUGAGUGGAAUUGUUUAUCCUGCACACCCACUCCUAUUCCCUGGCU